Momordica charantia (bitter melon) is the source of this 1951-nucleotide messenger RNA. RefSeq names its product beta-amylase 4 (gene BAM4). Gene Ontology annotation, biological process: polysaccharide catabolic process. Gene Ontology annotation, molecular function: beta-amylase activity. The record is from RefSeq and is a predicted model, not a curated record. Lineage: Eukaryota; Viridiplantae; Streptophyta; Magnoliopsida; Cucurbitales; Cucurbitaceae.
UAGAACCAUAAAAUAAUUUCUAAACUCAGUUCCGAUUUCUCAACACAUGCUUGUUCGUUGGAUUUUUGAAAUUGGAUCAUUUCUCGAGCCCAAUCUCUCUCUCGUGUUAAUUUGUCGACGAAAAAGAUCGAUUAUCGUUCUUGUUCUUGUGCUACCAGUCCCCACCAACAGUGUCCUGCGAUUUCAAAAUUUCAAACAAUUUUUCAUUUCUGCAAAUGAUUUGAAGAAUUAUUGCGCUUGUCUUCUAUCCUCUCUCUCUCUCGAUGGCUAUGGCUGAGAGUGGGGGAGUGGCGUGCAGGUGCCGGGAAAUGGGAAGCUAUUUUGUCCGAGAAGUUAGGUUACUGGGGAAGCAGAGAAUCAAGAAGAACCUCCGGAGUUUUUCGAUUGUUCCAUUCUUUAGAAGCAGCCUUCUCAAUCGACGGCGGUUGAUUGCGCGCAACAAUUGCAUUAUCAGCAUGGAUGCCCAGGAGAAAUCAAGAUCCAGAAUAUUGAAGUCAUCUAAACAUAAGAGAGUUCCAGUGUACGUUAUGAUGCCUGUCAACAUUUUCGGCAUGGAUUCUUCUGGGAAUAUGAGGAUCAGAAAAAUCAAGGCCUUAUCCGUGUCGCUUAAAGCACUCAAGUUAGCUGGUGUACAUGGAGUAGCAGUUGAGGUUUGGUGGGGGAUUGUAGAGCGUUUCUCUCCUUUAACAUAUAAUUGGUCAGUUUAUGAAGAACUAUUCAAACUGAUAUCUGAGUCUGGGUUGAAGUUGCACGCCGCCUUGUCAUUUCAUUCAGACAUACGCUUGACAUCUAGAGGAAAAGAAGGUGUGAGUCUUCCGCAGUGGAUUCUGGAGAUUGGUUCUUGCAACAAAGAUAUAUAUUAUCAAGAUCAAAACGGAUUGUCCAAUGACGAUUACCUUACUCUUGGAGUGGAUAAUUUUCCUCUUUUUUCUGGCCGAACUGCCCUCCAGUGCUAUGAAGACUUCAUAUUGAGUUUUCUUAACAAAUUUGAUCACUUCAUUGGAGGUAUGAUUGAGGAAAUAAGCAUCGGUCUUGGCCCUUCUGGAGAGCUUAGGUAUCCUGCACACCCUUUCGGGGAUGGAAGAUGGAAAUUUCCCGGGAUUGGCGAGUUUCAGUGCUAUGACAAAUACAUGAUGGAUGACUUGAAGAUGGCCGCAUGCCGAGUAGGCAAGCCACAGUGGGGGAAACGAGGCCCUCGGAAUGCAGGGUGCUACAACAGUUUCCCUUCUGGGACUCCUUUUUUUGAGGAGGGAGACGAAAGCUUUCUCUCCGAUUAUGGACACUUUUUCCUUGAAUGGUAUAGUGGUAGGUUGAUUCAUCAUGCAGAUGCUAUUCUUGGGAAGGCAGCUACAAUGCUGAAGAAGUAUCAACAAAGCAAUCAACCUUCUGUUAUAUUAGUGGCUAAGCUUGGUGGUAUACAUUGGUGGUACAAGACAAUAUCUCAUCCGGCAGAACUCACUGCCGGUUACUACAAUACUGCAGGCAGGGAUGGUUACGAUCCUGUAACUUCGAUGCUGUCCCGUCAUGGAGCUGCCUUACACAUUCCCUGCUUAGAAAUGACGGACAGCGAAACACCGACAAACUAUUUCUGCAGUCCAGAGGGAUUGCUCAAACAGAUUCGAACAAAUUCAGAACAAAACAUUAUUCAUUUGAUCGGGAGGAACACGAAUGAACGGUUCGAUAAGGCUGGGUUAUGGCAAAUCCAUGCCAAUUGUUACCAUCCACAAGCGGAAGUUGUGAGAUCCUUCACUUUUUUCCGAAUGAAUGACAAAAUUUUCAGUGGAGAUAACUGGAAUAACUUUGUCCCUUUUGUUAGAAUGAUGGGCACUGAUUUGUAACAUAAUUUUUAACCGCUCCCUCUUUAUUGUAAUUACUUCCGGAAGCAGAACAACAAUUGUACAACACUAUAUUUUUUUGGCUCAAAGAUGUUCAAAUAAUUCUUUACUGUCUA